AUGGCGCUGAAAAUAAUGCAGUCGUCAGCUCAGAAGAACCGUAACAACCAUAGCGUGAGGUUCUCCAGCGACGAACUGCCCAAGUUUAAGUCUUUGGAUUCCCCGGACAGCAUGCAUCAAUUCGCAUCACAAUCCCUCCUCAGCGUGGACAGUGGCGCGCCGAGCCCCGACUGCGUGUUCCAGCCUGCCGCUCAGAGAUACAGGCUAAAUGAACAAAGAAUCAAACUCCUGACUGCUAUCAACCAGAUAGUUCAGCAAAGAGCAGAUUUAGAAGCCAACAGAUCCACACUCUCCAGCAUGCUAGAAGAAUUGAGAAGGAAGCUCAAAAGAAGAAUAGAAGAGUGCCACUUCGAUAAGAAGGAGAAGAUGAAGGCAUUAAAACAGGCGAACCAGAAACUAGAAAGAGAAAAGUUCAGCAUAGUGAAUGAGCUGGAACAUCUCAAGCGACACCUGGAGAAAGAAGAGGCUCACCAUCUCCAGCAUGCCAGGAAUGCUGUUGCUCAGGCAAUACAAGGAGUGACGAGGAAUUCAGUGGAUCACCUGUUCGCGCCGUGUUCAGUGUCGGAAUUGCCCAACAUAGUCAGUAGAAAUGUUGCCAGGAAUGCUCCGUCAAGAAUUGCUGACAGCAAGCUGGCAGCCGCGCGUCUGAUGCGCGACAUCGCAGAGCUGAGGAACCGAGUCGCGCAGGUCGAGGCGAGACUCGCUAACGAGCUCAAGCGUAAAAGGCAGGCUGAGAUCGACAUUGUGCGACUGAGGAAGGAGCUGUCGUCCACCAAGAGCUGCGUCGCCUCCCUGCGCAUGCCAUACCGGCAGCAGUGCUCAAAGUUCGCGUAGACUACCCAGAACCCAGAGCCAUAAAUCUAGAUUUAAAUGAAAAAAAAAGUUUAUUCCAAGGAAGUAGUCUGUGUAGGAAGGAUGUUUA
Messenger RNA from Maniola jurtina (meadow brown), 922 nucleotides. RefSeq lists its product as uncharacterized. The record is from RefSeq and is a predicted model, not a curated record. Lineage: Eukaryota; Metazoa; Arthropoda; Insecta; Lepidoptera; Nymphalidae. The transcript is spliced from 7 exons. The coding region runs from base 1 to 834 and encodes 277 amino acids.